Cynocephalus volans (Philippine flying lemur) is the source of this 987-nucleotide messenger RNA. It is a transcript of the gene PEX11G, whose product is annotated as peroxisomal biogenesis factor 11 gamma. The record is from RefSeq and is a predicted model, not a curated record. The transcript is spliced from 5 exons. Gene Ontology annotation, biological process: peroxisome fission. NCBI's taxonomy places the organism in Eukaryota, Metazoa, Chordata, Mammalia, Dermoptera, Cynocephalidae. Gene Ontology annotation, cellular component: peroxisomal membrane. Bases 2 to 727 code for a protein of 241 amino acids.
CAUGGCGGCUCUGAGCGGCCUGGCGUCGGCGCUGGAGUCGUACAGAGGCCGUGACCGGCUGAUCCGAACGCUGGGGUACUGCUGCCAGCUGGUCGGCGGGGUCCUGGUCAAACAGUGUCCUGCCAGGUCCGAAGUGGGGACGCGCCUGAUGGCAGUGUCUGCCCAACUCAGCCACUGCAGGACCGUCCUGCGACUCUUUGACGACCUGGCCAUGUUCAUGUACACUAAGCAGUACGGCCUGGGGACAGAGGAGGAGGACGUCUUUGUCCGCUGGAUGUCUGUCCUGGGCAACAUAGCCGACCAGCUCUUCUACCCCUGUGAGCACAUCGCCUGGGCCGCUGACGCCAGAAUCCUCCACGUGGACUCUUCCUGGUGGUGGACACUGAGCACGACCUUCUGGUGCCUCUCCCUGCUCCUGGGGGUGGCCAGGUCCCUGUGGAUGGUGCUGAAGCUGAGGCAGAGGCUGCGAAGUCUCACGGUGGCCUUCACCAGUCAGCCGCCCUGGAGCAAGCGGAGGGCCAUCAAGGUGCAGAUGCAGUCGGAGGUGCUGACACUCCUCAGCAACCUGGCCGAUCUGGCUAACGCCGUGCACUGGCUGCCCCCCGGUGUCCUGUGGGCUGGCCGCUUCCCGCCGUGGCUGGUUGGCUUCAUGGGCACCGUCUCCUCCCUCCUCAGCAUGUACCAGGCAGCCCGAGCUGGUGGCCAGGCCAAUGCCACCACCCCCUGACACGGCCCGAGUUGCACGUGGACACAGCCACACCCGGUGGCAGGCCCUUGCAUCCUACACAGCAGAAAUCAUCAGGGCACAAGCCCACGCGUGGGGUGGGCAGAGGGGGUGGUGUGAGGCCCCCCGGCCCCAGCCAAGGCCUCCGCGGGGGAAGCUUCUCUCUCAGCCACAGGGGAGGACCUGGGACCUCUGAGCCGUCGCGAAGUCUGGAAAGGUUGCUGCGGGCCUCAGCAGAGCCUCCCAUAUCCAAAUAAAGGCCA